Messenger RNA from Vitrella brassicaformis, 2020 nucleotides. The record is from the annotation of a GenBank genome assembly. Lineage: Eukaryota; Vitrellaceae.
CGCAGAAAACAAGCAGCAGAUAAAGCAAUCAUUGGCUUGUUCGCAUAAACCCAUCAAAUCCAUAAAGCAAUCACCCCGGUACUGAUUGCUUUAUGCGAUACUUACUGUAUAUGGGACACCCUGGGCCGUGUCCCAUUUAUCCGAGGCCCACUGUACCAGUUCCCAGACUGGACGUGUUCUGGCACGAAUUGCACAAGCGCCCCGCUCGUCUUGUCGAUUCGGAGCACGAAGGCACAUCCCAAAAACAUAUGCACACGACAUCACUCUACAUACUCCAUCCCCUGAACAAAUAAAUGUGCUCACAAACAAACACACUCGGUCACCCCUGCUCUUCAGGCACUUCCUUCGGUGGGUCGUCUUGGCCUGUUGCAGACGGAUCCAUGACCCGCCCGAGCUGACGCGCCAACGACAGCUCGUAUACGAGCGCGUCAAGCUUCUAAGCAUGGCAGAAGACAGAUCAGACCAUCUAAACGAAGCAGAGCCAUGCAGCUGCAUCUCGUCACCUUCACAGUGUACUUGAGCGUAUCAUAUUUCCUGCGGAUGUUGGAGUUUCUGAGAUCGAACUGGCGCCAAGUAGUUAAGGAAACAUACAGGCAGACCAUAUAAUUGAUAAGCCUGAGUACCUGCAUCAUUUCUUCCUGCACCCUCGUACAGAGAUCCUGACACCGCUGCACAACACAAGCCAUGGCGAAUGUGACAAUACUGAUCACCGGGAAGCAAGUGCAUCUUAUGUCGGCUGGCUACGGCUGACCUUCACGUCCGUCUCGUGUCUGGCCGUGGCCUGAAGCACUGCGUAUCUGUUGAGCUCGCCAGUGAAGUCCAGCAACCCGCCCAGAUACUCCUCGUACGUCAACACUUCCAAGUCGCCCAGGCGUGGGAUCCUGCAUGACCACACACCACCACACACCACGUACACGAGGAAGUAUGAAAGCACGCCAGACGAUCUACUGUGGGCACGGCUGCUGCGUACCUGUUGUGCAUCAGGAACGAAUGGAGGAUCUUGGCCUCAGCCCACUCCUGCAUGAGGGCCAUACACGAUUUGAGUCGGUCAUCAACAUAUAUCCAGUGACGUGCAAAUCCAUGGCUAGGGACAGACCUCCAAGCAAAAUGCGACGGAGGAGCGCAGAGCGGGGAUUUCCGCCACUGCACACAGAAGAAACACACACACGAGCCACACCCAUUCACACCGGAGAUACCUCUGUAAGCUGUAUGAAUGUGGUUGGCCCAUGCUCACCGACAGGUAUGAGCUCCUGCUUGAGUAUCGUGAGGCACUCAUCCAGAUUCUUCUGUGCGUUCUGAGUGUCCCCUCGCAGACACAUGGAAAUGCUCAUCUUCGAGAGCUUCAACUGCAAAACAAGCACCGCAGACGUCAAGACGAAAAGGGCAUGAAGCAGAUAAGACAGGAGUCGCUCACCACAUCGCGUGACCGCUUGAUGAGCGAUUCUCUCUUUUCAUCGUCGAGGGCCAUCUGUGUCCGGAUGAAUGACCUGCAUGGAAGUUUUUUUUCAUCAUGCUCAUCCAUUUCCCAUCAUUCUCUUCCAAACAUGUCGUCAGAGUCGAAGUCAACAUCAGUCGAGGUCACACUGCUCUUCAUCGCCUCAAAGGUCCUUCUGGUGGUGAUGGUCUUGAUCAAGAUGGGUCAACUCAAGCGUGGGGACUCGAGAGCGAUUGAAUGAAUGAACCGAUGACAAUCGGCAAAGCGAACAACACGCCUGAGAGAAUGCCAUUCACAGGAAGGCAGCCACACAGACAGCAUGUCUUUAUGUGGUUGAGUGAAUCCAUUUGUCUUGAUGCGCACGAGAGACUCACGAGAGACUGAUUGCACAAGUGCACCCGUGCACAAAAAGCGACACGACAAGGGGCGCGGAAGAAGAACCUGCACACACCACAAGCAUGAACCCACACUGGGCCGCACACGAAGAUGCUUCAUCCUUCCUACGCAUGCAUACCAGAGAGGAAGGUCGACAGCGGCUGGAGGAAGCAGUUUUCUCAACGAAUGAAUGAGUGAAUGAUCAACGCC